AUGAGGAUGGUGGUGGGCGUGAUGGUCCUUGGUCAGCUACUGACGAGGAUUCUGCUCGCUGCCCAUGCAGGAGAUCGACUCGCGGCUGCUCGCAGAAUACUCAGGGACGUGCCGCUGAUAGACGGGCACAACGACCUGCCGUGGAACAUACGCAAGUUCCUGAAGAAUCAGCUGAGGGAAUUCAGGUUUGAUGACCUGAGGGACACCCACCCUUGGUCACGGAGCGCCUGGAGCCACACGGAUCUCAGAAGAUUGAAGGAGGGUAUGGUUGCAGCCCAGUUUUGGUCGGCUUACGUGCCCUGCUCCUCGCAGCAUCACGACUCGGUCCAGCUGGCACUCGAGCAGAUCGACCUGAUUCGUCGGCUGGUCAACAAGCAUCCUGAAAGCAUGGUCCUCGUUACUACGGCGGAAGGUAUAGAGCGGGCGCACAAGGAGGGUAGAUUAGCGAGCCUGAUAGGGGUCGAAGGAGGCCACGCGGUUGGCACGAGCCUGGCAGUUCUAAGGAUGCUGUACGAGCUGGGUGCAAGAUAUCUCACUCUCACGCACACGUGUAACACGCCUUGGGCAGAAUGCAGCACAGCGGAUGAACCCGGCCAAGUGGCACGCAUCGGUGGUCUCUCCAACUUCGGCAAGAGUGUCGUCCUCGAGAUGAAUCGACUCGGAAUGAUGGUGGACCUGUCGCACGUCUCCGUGCCCACGAUGCUGGUCGCCAUGAAGACGUCGAGGGCGCCCGUUAUCUUCAGCCACAGCAGCGCCCACGCCCUCUGCAAUUCCUCCCGAAACGUGCCUGACCAUGCACUCCGACGAUUGGCGCAAACAGACGGUAUAGUCAUGGUGUCCUUCUACCCCCAUUUUAUCAGCUGCGGCGAGAAGUCGACGCUGGAAGACGUAGCCGCACACAUCGAUCACGUGCGGAAGAUCGCAGGGGUGGAUCACGUCGGGAUAGGCGCUGGCUACGAUGGGAUCAACCUGACACCUAAAGGCCUGGAGGACGUUAGCAAGUACCCCGAGCUGUUCGCCGAGCUGCUGGCGCGUGGGUGGUCGGAGAAAGACAUUCAGAAGUUGGCUGGGCUGAAUCUGAUCCGCGUGUUCAAGGCGGUGGAGAAGAUUCGAGACGACAUGGCGGCCGAUGGUAUCGAGCCUCUGGAAGAAGAGAUUCCGUACGAGGACAUCAUCGGCCGCGACUACUGCCGCUACAACGUGAAACGACUGAUAUCUCCCUAGCCACCGAGAAUCGGCCAUGUGCAUAGUCGAUGGAUAAAAUGGAAGGAAGAUCGGCAAUAGCGUAAGCAGUCGAUCGUCGCGACGCCAAGAACGAAAAACUCUCUUUAGAAAUAUUCCAACCGAAUUCUCGCGCCCGUGAAGGACCACUCGAGCUCUUCGACCCCUCUACAUUUUCCUCCUUUUGUCCGCGCCAACUCGAUUUCCUCGGACGCGAAUGCUCGCGAGACAAUGUCGCGCGAUGCGUACCUGCCCCGAAGGGUAGAAGAGCUCGAUCGUACUUUCCCGCGAUGGAACGACGAUUCUUCCCUUCGCGGAGGAGCUUUCGCGAGGUGACACACCGUGUGUCCAGAGAGGCGUUCCGGAUCUACGAUUUUCGAAGACCAACACGCGCGUAGCGAAUGUUUAAGGAUUUAAG
This is a messenger RNA of Eufriesea mexicana, 1639 nucleotides long. RefSeq names its product dipeptidase 1. Gene Ontology annotation, molecular function: metallodipeptidase activity. Lineage: Eukaryota; Metazoa; Arthropoda; Insecta; Hymenoptera; Apidae. The record is from RefSeq and is a predicted model, not a curated record. Bases 1 to 1224 code for a protein of 407 amino acids. The transcript is spliced from 10 exons. Gene Ontology annotation, biological process: proteolysis.